GAUUAUCUUGGCCACGCUGCGCAAGAACCAGGGCGCCCUCCUGCAGCUGAAGGCGAAAGCGUCGAUGCUGCGCAAGAAGGACGGCCACUACGAGCAGCGCGAGACCGAGAUUGGCAUGGCGCAGAAACUCAUGGCUGCAUUUCUCGAGGAUACGGAGACUUCGCUCGCAGAGGCUGCGUCCGUGGAUGCGUCGGAUGACGACGACGCCGCGCUGAAGAUCACCGAGCGGCUGCAGAAUGCGAAGAAG
Molecule: messenger RNA, 247 nt
Organism: Prorocentrum cordatum
Lineage: Eukaryota; Dinophyceae; Prorocentrales; Prorocentraceae
Source: the annotation of a GenBank genome assembly